AGGGCCGCGGCGUCGUGCGGGCGGGGGGCGGCCGGCUUGCGGCUGCGGCCGCUGUGAGCAGCAAGCACACAAGAGGCACGGAAAGCGGCGGCCAGGGCGACGGAGACACCUCAGAAACUACACCUUGUCUCGUGCCAACGGGAGCCCGCGGCGCGCAAGGCCGCCUCUCCUCUGCCUCAACUUUGCCCCAAGCUCUUUCGGAGUCUGGCUUCCUUGGAAGGCCAGACGCGACCCCAGUCCCAGGCUGAGCAGGGGGACUCUGGGGGUCGGACCCUCGGGUUUCUCGACCCUCUCGCGAUCCCGGUCGCCAGGAAAACCCGGAGCGGAGCAUCCCGGGGUCGGGGAACGCCCUCGCGCGCGCACUGGCGCGCCUGCGCAGUCGCUCGGCAGCCGCGAGUAGGAAGCUCAGCGCGGCAGUAGCUGCCCCGGCGGCGCGACUACAGGGUGGGAGGGGACGCAGUGGUUGGCGGGCGGGGGCGCUGGGACGCGGCUGGGGCUCCCGCCUGAGGUUCCUGGACGCAUUUGGGCCCGCGAAGCCUGGCGCGAGGCGCUUAGCGAACACGGGAGCCAACGAGUACUAAGUGGGCAGCUGGCGGAGCGGAGCCGCCGGGCGUCGGGCUCAGAGCCCGGGUCUCCGCGGCUCGGGACCGGGCGGCGGGGGCGGCGAUGUUCCACUGCAUCCCCCUGUGGCGGUGCAACCGUCAUGUGGAGACCAUCGACAAGCGCCACUGCUCGCUGCUCUACGUCCCCGAGGAGAUCUACCGCUACGCCCGCAGCCUGGAGGAGCUGCUGCUGGACGCCAACCAGCUCCGCGAGCUGCCCGAGCAAUUUUUCCAGCUAGUCAAAUUACGAAAGCUUGGACUUAGUGAUAAUGAAAUUCAGCGGCUUCCUCCAGAAAUAGCAAACUUCAUGCAGCUGGUGGAACUUGAUGUGUCUCGAAAUGAUAUCCCUGAAAUUCCAGAAAGCAUCUCAUUCUGUAAAGCACUACAGAUAGCUGACUUCAGCGGAAACCCACUGACUAGAUUGCCAGAAAGCUUUCCUGAAUUACAGAAUUUGACAUGUCUUUCUGUAAAUGACAUCUCAUUGCAGUGCCUGCCUGAAAAUAUUGGCAAUCUUUACAACCUGGCUUCACUGGAACUGAGAGAGAAUCUUCUUACAUAUCUUCCUGAUUCUCUUACUCAGCUGCGGAGACUAGAGGAACUUGAUUUAGGAAACAAUGAAAUAUAUAUUUUGCCAGAAUCAAUCGGCGCCCUCUUACAUCUAAAGGAUCUCUGGCUGGAUGGAAAUCAACUGUCAGAGUUACCUCAGGAAAUAGGAAAUCUGAAGAGCCUGCUGUGCUUAGAUGUAUCUGAAAACAGGUUGGAAAGACUUCCUGAAGAAAUCAGUGGCCUGACUUCAUUAACAGAUUUAGUCAUUUCCCAGAACUUACUAGAAAUGAUUCCGGAUGGCAUUGGAAAACUAAAGAAACUGUCGAUCUUGAAGGUGGAUCAGAACAGACUCUCACAGUUGCCUGAAGCAGUUGGGGACUGUGAAAGCCUCACUGAAUUAGUUCUUACAGAAAACCGACUCCUGACUUUACCUAAGAACAUUGGAAAACUUAAGAAGUUGAGCAACUUGAAUGCAGACAGAAAUAAAUUAGUGUCUUUACCAAAAGAGAUCGGCGGGUGCUGCAGCCUCACUGUGUUCUGUGUGCGUGACAAUAGACUGACUCGGAUACCUGCAGAGAUAUCACAGGCGACAGAGCUCCAUGUCCUGGAUGUGGCAGGGAACAGGUUGCUGCAUUUGCCUUUAUCCCUGACGGCCUUGAAGUUGAAGGCUUUGUGGUUAUCUGACAACCAGUCCCAGCCUCUCCUCACGUUCCAAACAGACACAGACCAUGCCACAGGAGAGAAGAUUUUAACCUGUGUCCUACUUCCUCAGCUGCCUUCUGAACCUGAUUGCCAAGAGAGCCUGCCUCGGUGUGGCGCGCUGGAGAGCUUGGUGAAUGGCGUCUCUGAUGAGGCCUGGAAUGAGCGUGCAGUCAACAGAGUCAGCGCGAUCCGAUUUUUGGAAGAUGAAAAAGAUGAGGAAGACAAUGAAACGAGAACACUUCUGAGACGAGCCACUCCACACCCCGGGGAGUUAAAGAAUAUGAAAAAGACAGUGGAGAACUUACGGAAUGACCUGAAUGCUGCUAAAGGACUGGAUUCAAAUAAAAACGAGGUCAAUCAUGCCAUUGACCGAGUGACCACUUCUGUGUAGGAUUUCACCACCAAGCUUUACCUCCCAUGUCUUCCCCUGCUGUUGAGACGUUCCCAUCUCCUUGUGAGGAGCCUCACGCAGUCCUCUGUCUUCACCAGACCCUGUGCAUUCUCGCCCCCAGCCACGUGUUGGGGUGCUGCUCCCCCCAAGGAAGUGCCUUACUCGAAUCCAUCAACCAGUCGUUGCACCAGUGGAAUCCUGGCGUGAUUUUUUUUGUUUUUUCUGAAUUUCAGCUGUUUGUAAUAAGUAGAAUACACUACUGUAAACAUCUGACCUUCGUUUUUGUCUUAUGUUGGGUGAGGGGGAGCAGGAAGGGGAAUUUUUAGCCUCCUCCCUCUCAAGUGCUGGGACAUUUUGAAUCCAAGUUCUCUUGGACCUACUGAUGAGAGAUAGUUUUAUGUAUGGGGAAUAAUUGAUACUUUUUUAAACCUUUUUGGCAGCUCAGAUGGUGUAAAUUUAAAAAUUUUGUAUAGGUAUUUCAUAACAAAAAUGUGUUUCUUUUCUGUUAUUUUAUCUUGAAAACGGUACAUAUUUUAGUAUUUGUGCAGAAAAAAGAAACAGUCCUAAAGUAUUUGUUUUUAUUUGUACCAUCCACCGUGCCUUACUGUAUCCUGUGUCACAUCAAAUCAGUUCUACAUGACAGCAUCCUUGAGCAGUGAGAUGAGACUAGGAAUGUGGUACGUUUAAAGCAGUGUUGGAUUUUAAUCAGCCAUCCACCUGGUGGAUUUGUUUUUAACCAAAAAAGAAGAGUCAGCACCGAUUUGUAAAUGGUAUUGGUGGAUUUUCUUUUAAAAGGAGAACCAAAGGAUUAGACAGCUAAUAUUUCAUUUCUUAUACUUUACCUUUUCAUUGAAUGAGUCUCUAGAAUGAAUGCAGUGUCUGAUUAUACCUGCUUGGAAGGUAUGCGCCAUUUGUAAAACAAAAUAGAGCAGAAAAGCACAAAAAGAAAAAACUGGCUCAGAAAUUCAGUGGGUAAAUAAAUUAUGUUCUGCAAAAGAAAGUAUGAUUUUUAUUGGAGAAAGCUUUAUGAGUUUCAUAUUGAUAUCUAAAAACCAUAAUAAAGCAAAGCAACCUACAACCAUGUUAGACAUGUUGCUAUCUUUAUAAGUGCAAUUUAAUUUGUAAAUAGAAUUUGAAUCAUAGUAUAACAAAACAUUGCUUCUGUCUUAAUUUUAAAUUUGCUAAUUUAAGGGGUGUAGGAGUAUGUUUUGGUGUGUUUCUGUUGAUUUUUUUUUUUUUUUGGUAUAAUGUGAUAAAUGAAAAAUGAGAAGUACUAGUCACUGUGUGGUGUCUAGGGAAAUCAUGUUGUUGGUUUUUGUUUUCUCCCCAUGAAAUAAAGUCACCCUGGACAUCAGCCAUA
Molecule: messenger RNA, 3601 nt
Organism: Manis javanica (Malayan pangolin)
Lineage: Eukaryota; Metazoa; Chordata; Mammalia; Pholidota; Manidae
Gene: LRRC1
Product: leucine rich repeat containing 1
Biological process (GO): neurotransmitter receptor transport postsynaptic membrane to endosome; cell-cell adhesion; receptor clustering
Cellular component (GO): postsynaptic density; postsynaptic membrane; basolateral plasma membrane
Molecular function (GO): protein kinase binding
Source: RefSeq, a predicted model, not a curated record